Molecule: messenger RNA, 1453 nt
Organism: Callorhinchus milii (elephant shark)
Lineage: Eukaryota; Metazoa; Chordata; Chondrichthyes; Chimaeriformes; Callorhinchidae
Product: L-gulonolactone oxidase
Exons: 12
Coding region: 108-1436 (442 amino acids)
Cellular component (GO): membrane
Molecular function (GO): FAD binding; D-arabinono-1,4-lactone oxidase activity
Source: RefSeq, a predicted model, not a curated record
CUUUCACCUUUCAUUCCUGUCCAGUCAGUCGGUCCUGGGACAGGACACAGCGAGCAAUCAGUCAGAGCCAGACUGUAACACACCUCACAGACAUCAGCAACUCCAACAUGGCCCAGCUCGGAGGGAUGGAAGGUCACCGGUUCCUGAACUGGGCAAAAACCUACAGCUGUGAGCCUGAGCUGUAUUUUGAGCCCACCUCAGUGGAAGAGGUGAGACAGAUCCUGUUGCUGGCCAAGCAGCGCUGUAAGAGGGUGAAGGUGGUCGGGGAAGGCCAUUCCCCGUCGGACAUCGCAUGCACGGAGGGCUACCUGAUCAAGCUCAAUAAACUCAACCGGCUCCUCAAGGUGGAUGUGAUGAAGCAGCAGGUGACGGUGGAGGCGGGAAUCCUCCUCACGGAGUUGAACGAGGACCUCACACAACACGGAUUGGCACUCUCCAAUAUGGGCGCUGUGUCUGACGUCACCGCUGGAGGAGUGAUCGCCACCGGCACCCACAACACAGGCAUCCGGCACGGUAUCCUGGCCACACAGGUGGUGUCUCUGUGCCUGAUGACGGCUGCGGGUGAGGUGCUGGAGUGCUCCGAGCAGCAGAACCAGGAGGUGUUCCGGGCGGCCUCGCUGCACUUGGGCUGCCUGGGGGUGGUCCUUACCCUGACCAUCCAGUGCCAGCCCGCGUUCCUCAUCCACCAGCGCCGCUUCCCAGCCUCACUCACACAGGUUCUGACCGAGUUGGAUGAUCACCUCCAGCGUUCUGAGUAUUUCCGUUUCCUGUGGUUCCCGCACACCGACAACGUCAACGUCUACUACAGCGAUCGCACCGACAAGCCACUGAAAUGCAGCUCGAACUGGUUCCGUGAUUACGCUGUCGGUUAUUACCUCCUGGAACUGUUACUGUGGGUCAGUUUCUUCCUCCCGUGGUUGACCACCUGGAUCACUCGGGCCUAUUUCUGGGCCAUUUACUCCGUGAGACAGGAGCAGGUCCAGCGCAGUGACCGAGCUUUCAGCUGUGAAUGUCUCUUCAAACAGUAUGUGUCUGACUGGGCCAUUCCCAUACACAGGGCUGGGGAGGCCCUGCGGCAGUUACAGGUCUGGCUGGGACGGCACGAGGGGGAGACGGCUCACUUCCCGGUUGAGGUGCGUUUCGCCCGCGGUGACGACAUCCUGCUCAGCCCCUGCUAUAGGCAGGACAGCUGCUACAUCAACAUCAUCGCCUACAGGCCAUAUGGGAGGGAGCCGCAGCGCGAGAGAUACUGGGCAGCGUACGAGGCCAUCAUGAGGGAGAACGGAGGCCGUCCCCACUGGGCAAAGGCUCACAGUUGUGUCCGCGAGGACUUUGAGAAGAUGUACCCGGGUUUCCGCACGUUUUGCUCCAUCCGAGAGAGGCUUGAUCCCACCGGAAUGUUCCUCAACGCGUACCUGGAGAGAACCUUCUUCUGAUCAACUGUCCCCCCACC